Messenger RNA from Rhipicephalus microplus (southern cattle tick), 2983 nucleotides. RefSeq lists its product as uncharacterized. Gene Ontology annotation, molecular function: growth factor activity; Toll binding. NCBI's taxonomy places the organism in Eukaryota, Metazoa, Arthropoda, Arachnida, Ixodida, Ixodidae. Gene Ontology annotation, biological process: innate immune response; central nervous system formation. Gene Ontology annotation, cellular component: extracellular region. The record is from RefSeq and is a predicted model, not a curated record.
AGCCGAGCGCCGCACUGUCGGCCAGCCGCACUUAAGUGAGGGACCGCAGAGUGCUCCCUUUCUCCUCCCGCGAAAAUCCCCUUUUUUCGCGCUGCCGUCCGCUCCUUGAACAGCUGGACGCGAAAGGAGGAGGAGACCUGUUGCUUUACUUUCUCGGCCCGGACGGCGACGUAGUGCCAAGUGUGCGCGCCCGUGCGUGGCACCCGACUGACUUCUACGAUACGUGGUGUAGCUGCCACUCGGCAACACUUCCUUCUCGGCGGCACCCACGCGGCCCGUCCCAUGCCUUGGCCGGCCUGCAGUGGUGGCCCCCGCAGCAGCGGAAUCCAGAGGCAGCAGCGCAGCAGCAUCUCCCCGAAAACGGCGGCCUCAGUCCGGUCGUGAGGCUUGACCAGCUCCGCACGCACAACGACCCUGCAAGGCAUGCGACUCGACGGACUGGUCUUCAUCGCCGUGGUGUCCCUGGCGACCUGCUUACUUUCCCUUGCCACAGAAGCCCAUGGCAGAGCCGCCCCGAGGAAGAAUAGGCGCAUCCUGGACCUUCCUCUGGAGUGGCCUCGCCCUCGGCGACGCGACCCCACGGCGCCGCCCUCGAGUCCCUAUCGACAUGGGCUACGUGCGGUCGGCGGAGUGCUGCCCGUCCGUGACAGAGGCCAUCCAGCCACUUGGCGGCGUCUCCAUACGGGUCCGCAUCCUGGAGCUGUACCGCGAGCCCAACGCCACGCAACGCUUCUAUCAGACGUCGUGCCGAGAGCAAGUCAAGGGCCGCCCCUGCCGCUACGUGCGCACCAAAUACGAAGCCCAGUCACGCUGCGUCCAGACGUACAGCUACAUGUACGCGCUGGUGCGCGAGUUCCAGUCCGACGGGCCCUGGAGGCUCGACUACAUCCGCUACCGCAGCGGAUGUUCCUGCCAGGUCCACCGGCCCAGGUACCCACUCAACCUGCUUGCGAGCAGACCUUGAUUCACCCGACCCUUAUCCCACCUGAGGACGACUGGACGAGACCUGCUGGUGUAGGCCUGUCCGGUCAAGAGGCGCUGCCGCUGAACUGUUGCUGCUGUGACGACUGACACGUCGAGAGACUUGCAGCGCGAGCCAAACGAGGCGUUUUGUCUUUGUCAUUGGAUAUGGAAAGGUCGAUGCGUCAGAGGUUAUCUUACCAACUAGCCCAAUCCAGUGUCCUCUUACGUAUAUCUCAAAGUGUUCGAAUGGCAGUAGAAGCAGUAACAGGUGAAUGCCAGCAGCCGGCGCUCUCUCGUGUUCUGUCGCUCCAGUGUUGGGCUCAUGCGUACUCCUAUAGCUCCAAUACCGAUCAGCCCUAUCAGAAGAGGCGUUAUUUACAUCUGAGUCCCUCAUCCCUUCGCCGCACCUCGCAGCAAAGUGCCGCGACAGGGCAGUGCACGUGGGCGAACGAUUUAUCGGGCACGUCCACUCAAUUUAUGGCCUCCCUAGCGACUUCAGCCAUGCCUAGAUGACUAUUCCCCAUAGCUGCACCAGACGAUAAGCGCAUCCCGAUGCCCGUGCCUCACAGGCCAGUUGGCACUCAACACCAUAUAGGCUGGGGAUCUUCCACAUCGUUCUCCCUGUUGUAACACUGAAAGUAUUUACAUAUCAAGUACACACAUGCCAGUAUGGCACGUGCAUACAAUCAAAGCGCCUGCUGUGUUCACUGAAAGCAAUGUCGCAGAGUGCACGUGUAAAGCGGCUGCCGUUUUCGUUCGUCGUAGUGUCCGUGUAAUAUAAUCGUCACUGUCGCAAAGGUAUUUGUGUAUCGAGAAGCAGGCGUCCAUCAACUAAUCUUGGGGGCGUUUAUGAGCGCCUGAGCACAGCUGAAUAUAGUGUACUGCCCCUUAACACAGUGCAGCGUUCCCGGGCUGAGAACUAUCGACUGCACGAGAGUUUCUGAGAUAUAUGCGUCUAAUUCUGAAUGCUGACUGGCGAUACCACGACGCGCAAUGCAUGAUAUCGUUUCACUUCUUCUGCAUCUGUACCACUGCACUUCGAUCUCAUUCCAUUUCAGUUAAUGCAGGUGCAGAAAGGCAACCGACAGGUUUUGACGUCCAGGUGGUCCACAAUGCGGAAGUCAUGCGGCCAACUUUGUUCAAAUUGCAACGGUCGUCCACAUUACAGAAUUGGUGCUGGCGAUGGUGUAUCUACUUAUGGCUGCGAUUCAGAACGCAACGUAUAGCAUGUACAUGGAGUAGUAGCGACUAAGGCUUAGAAAAAUUAACACGAAGUGGCCCGCAAACACGAAAUGCCAUGAGCUCUGCCCAUAGUGUCUCGCCUUGGUCGGUCAAUCGUCAUCCCCCUCUUUCAGCGUCUUUAUACAUAUUUUCUUCGUAUAUUACAGGGACGGGAGCACUGGUUAUACUUGUGCACAGGCUAGAAUUGCUCGUAUCUUUCUGUAUACGGCUAUUUCGAAGCACUGCAACGAGAGAUUGAAAUCUCGCAAAGAAAGAUGCUCGGAGAAAGUUCGUCGUAUACCACGACAACUAGGGUAUCCAAUGUGACGUUAUAGUAACGAUCUUCGCGGGUGCUAAUAGUUAACAGCGUAAUGCCAUUCAGUAACUUUAUAUAAGCCUUUGCAACGUAGCAACCUUCAACAUAUCAUGCCAUUAUUUUACGACGAAAACAGUGCGCGCUAUAAAUUAAUGACCCCAUGUCUUCUGUAAGAGCUAUUCUUCUCCUGCUCCUCAGACGAGAUCAAUGGAACCAUGUCAUAAAUAACCAACAAACGCGCACGAAGACGGACCGCAGUGUGAUGUGACAAAGAUGACAGGUUGUCCCAGAUGCACCGCACCGCUCUGUUCAAAUGACGAAGGCUCAGUAGCACACGCAUGCAUUUCUACGGGCCAGCCCGCACACCUCCACUCGCGUGUACCCGGUAUAUUGUGAUCCUUCGAGCGCAGCACUUUGCAGUUGAAGAUGCUUAUUCUCUUUCGACGCCUUUUACUUUUCUUCUGCCAGCACCGAAGAUAAGCA